GUCUAACUGGAAUACUGCGUUUAAUCCCCCGCCCCCCUCCUUCUUUCUUUCUUUUUUUUUUGGCAUAGUAAUAUUUUUUUUAAACAACAAAAUACAUGAAAGUCAAAGCCUGAGGAUGAUUGGUUGUGGCUUUUUAAAGGAUAUGACAUCAGAACAGCUUUUUAAUUCGUUUCAGAGUUUGUCCGUCUUACUUUUUUCCCCGCUGCUAAGAGAUUUUUGUUGUUUAGAGCAAGCUUAAGCCAAACAGGUACUUUGCUCUGGUCCCUCACAGAGCUGCAUCGGUCCCUCUGGACUGCAUGACUUACUUAAUACAUCACUUGUGUAACUAAGCAUUUCCAUUCUCACUGGAUUCUGGACUCUAACCGAAGGCAAAAAGGAGGAGAUACAGUUUCUGCUCAACAUGGAUGGAAGUGCGAGCGGUGAUCCUUCGCAAACAUACGUCUCCAACCCAUUGAUGAGCGAUUUUGUUUCAGACUGGUCACUUCUACAUGAUACAUCUCUACAUGGUCGUCAAGCAGCACUGAGCAAACUCAUUAGCCAGGGAUAUAAUGUGAACCAGAUUACUUCAGAUCAUGUAUCGCCUCUUCAUGAAGCCUGCCUUGGAGGCCAUCCUGGUUGUGUAAAACUUUUACUGAAACAUGGUGCUUAUGUCAAUCUUCCAAACACCGACUGGAAAACGCCAAUUUAUAACGCAUGUGUCAGCGGCAACGUGGCUUGUGUCAAUUUGCUGUUACAGCAUGGAGCAAGCCCUAAUGCAGUCUGUGACGUAGCCUCCCCGAUACACGAGGCAUCUAGGAGGGGCCACACUGACUGUGUAGAAUCUCUUUCCUCUGCUGGAGUCAGCCUACAGCAAUAUGUGAAACACCUGGGCACCCCACUUUAUGUAGCCUGUGAAAAUCAAAACGUGGACACUGCUAGAAGGCUGUUAGAGUUAGGAGCAAGUGCAAAUGUUGGCAAAGACUUGGACUCACCCUUACACAUGGCCGCAAGAACUACCAACACUCACCUGGUGAACUUACUUAUUGACUUUGGAGCUGACACUCAGUGCAGGAAUGCUGAAGGAAAGCGACCCUCAGAAUUGGUUCAACCAAACUGCCCUUUAAAUCAAGUGUUUCAGAAAAGAGAAGGGCCUCUGAGUUUGAAGCAGAUAUGUCGUCUCUGUAUAAGGAAGUGCUUUGGACAAAAACAGCAGCAUAGAGUAUCUGAGCUUCCACUUCCAGACUCUUUAAAAAUGUUUCUGUUAUACAGAUGAAUUACUUUUUUUGUUUUAUACUUAAUAAAUUAGACAAACAUG
Molecule: messenger RNA, 1294 nt
Organism: Spea bombifrons (plains spadefoot toad)
Lineage: Eukaryota; Metazoa; Chordata; Amphibia; Anura; Pelobatidae
Product: ankyrin repeat and SOCS box protein 9-like
Exons: 7
Coding region: 401-1252 (283 amino acids)
Biological process (GO): protein ubiquitination; positive regulation of protein catabolic process; intracellular signal transduction
Molecular function (GO): protein binding
Source: RefSeq, a predicted model, not a curated record